This is a messenger RNA of Beauveria bassiana ARSEF 2860, 3354 nucleotides long. RefSeq names its product potassium/sodium efflux P-type ATPase. Gene Ontology annotation, molecular function: ATP hydrolysis activity; P-type calcium transporter activity; ATP binding. The coding region runs from base 1 to 3354 and encodes 1117 amino acids. Lineage: Eukaryota; Fungi; Ascomycota; Sordariomycetes; Hypocreales; Cordycipitaceae. Gene Ontology annotation, biological process: calcium ion transmembrane transport; intracellular calcium ion homeostasis. The record is from RefSeq and is a predicted model, not a curated record. Gene Ontology annotation, cellular component: plasma membrane. The transcript is spliced from 4 exons.
AUGGCUGAGUUCCCCAAGCACCCGUUCCUCCUCUCCGUCGGCGAGACAGCCGACGCCCUCUCCACCGAUGUCGACAAGGGCCUCACCUCGGCGCAGGUCGCUCAGGCGACUGAAAAGUAUGCCAAAAAUGAGCUCGAUGUGGGCGGCACCAUUGCCUGGUAUAGUAUCCUGACGAAGCAAAUUCUCAAUGCCAUGAUUAUUGUCCUCGUUUUUGCCAUGGCCCUGAGCUUCGGCAUCAAAGAUUACAUCGAGGGCGGUGUUCUUGCCUGUGUCAUUUUCCUCAACGUCACCAUCGGCUUCUGGCAAGAGUACCGCGCAGAAAAGCGCAUGGACGCACUUCGCGCCCUCUCGUCCCCCAGUGCCAUGGUUCUCCGUGACGGCAAGACCCAAGUCAUUUCCAACCCCGACGUCGUGCCCGGCGACAUUGUCCUCCUCAAGACGGGCGACACCGUCCCUGCCGAUCUCCGUCUCUUUGAAGCCAUGAACUUGGCCUGUGAAGAAGGCCAGCUCACUGGCGAAUCGAUCCCCGUCGAAAAGAUUGUCGACAAUAAUAUCCACACCCCUGGAACCGAAAAGCUAGCGACCUCGGAGCAGGAAGUCGGAAUCGGUGACCGCGUCAACAUGGCUUACGCCACCACCGUCGUCCGAAAGGGCCGUGGUCGUGGUAUCGUAACUGCCACUGGUAUGAGCACCGAGGUCGGCAAGAUUGCCGCCUCCACCUCCAAGAAGCAGCGCAAAGCCGGCCGCUCCAUGAACUGGCGCAAGUAUGGCAAGCGCCAGCCAGUUGUUGGCCUGGCUAGACGUACUUACGAUGUUAUCGGCAAGUUUUUGGGUUUGACUGAGGGCACUCCUCUUCAGCGAAAACUAUCAGCCCUUGCCUACGUCCUCUUUGGUUGUGCCAUUAUCCUAGCCAUGGUCGUUUUUGGCGUCAACCACUUCAAUCUUCGCAAUGAAGUCAUCAUCUAUGCCACCUCUCUCGGUAUUGCCAUUAUCCCUGAGUCCCUUGUCGCUGUCCUUACAAUCACCAUGGUCGUUGCUGUCACUGUCAUGCGCAAGGCCAACGUCGUCGUGCGCGAUCUCUCUGCACUGGAAGCCCUCGGCGGUGUCACCAAUAUUUGCUCUGACAAGACUGGUACCCUUACCGAGGGUGCAAUGAUUGUCCGCAAGGCUUGGAUUCCCAGCAGUCACAUUUACACUGUGCACGAUUCGCAGAGCCCUAAUGACCCAACCAAGGGUCGCGUCACAUACGCUCUCAACAAAGACGAGCCCGUCACUGAGGCGCCCAAGCGAGAUUACGACCGUGAGCGCAGUGCUGCUGUUCUCAAGUUUGAUGUUCCUGACGAGAAGCUCAACCCCAAGAGUGAAGCUGAGCCAGCCCCAGCUGAAACGCCGUGCGAAAUGACGGAUGAGCUGAAGGCAUUCCUGCUCUCGUCGUCUCUCUGCAACCUAGCCACCGUUCGCUUUGACAAGGAAGAAGAAAAGUGGCAGACCACUGGUGAGCCCACCGAGGUUGCACUCCAAGUGUUUGCUCACCGCUUCAGCCUUGGAAAGAAGUCGCUCGAGGGCCAGGGCUGGAAGCAGCUAGCCGAGUUCCCCUUUGACAGUUCCAUCAAGCGCAUGUCCGUCAUCUAUGAUGCCCCCGCAGGCGAGAAUGGCUCAAUUAUUGAGACCGCCACCAGCAUGGUCUUUACCAAGGGCGCGGUCGAGCGCAUUCUAGAUCUUUGCUCAUACGUGGGGACUGGCGCUGACCAGCAGCCCGUCACCGACGAACUCAAGGAAAGCGUUCUCCAGCAGAUGAACAGGCUAGCCUCUCAGGGCCAGCGCGUCCUUGCCAUUGCGUACCGCGCAUGGGAUGGCAAGUUCACCGCAAAGCAGUCGUCCAGUGCCGCCGAAGACGAGAAGCUCCGCGGUGAAGUCGAACAGAACCUCACUUUACUCGGCCUUGCUGGUAUCUACGAUCCCCCACGUCGCGAGACCAAGCCCUCCAUUGCCGAGUGCUCCCAAGCCGGUAUCAAGGUACACAUGCUCACUGGUGACCACCCCGAGACUGCCAAGGCCAUUGCCAAGGAAGUCGGCAUCAUCCCCAAGAACCUGGGCGUUUUACCCGACAGUGUUGCCACCUCUAUUGUCCAAAAGGCCACCGACUUUGACAAAAUGUCAGACGCCGAGAUUGACGCGCUGGAAGAGCUUCCUCUGGUUAUCGCUCGUUGUGCUCCGGACACCAAGACUCGCAUGAUCGAGGCUCUGCGUCGCCGCGGUGCCUUUAUGGCCAUGACUGGUGAUGGUGUCAAUGACGCCCCUUCUCUGUCCCGUGCCGACGUCGGUAUCGCCAUGGGCUCCGGUUCUGAUGUUGCCAAGUCGGCCUCCAAGAUUGUGCUGACUGACGACAAAUUCAACUCUAUUGUCGCUGCCAUUCGGGAAGGUCGCCGCAUGUUUGACAACAUUCAAAAAUUUAUUCUUCACUUACUCACGUCCAACGUUGGCGAGGUCAUUCUUCUGGUUGCCGGCCUGGGCUUCGUCGAUCGCGAUGGCUUCUCCGUGUUUCCCAUUUCCCCUUUGCACAUCAUCUGGAUCAAUAUGGUCACUUCAUCGUUCCCCGCCUUUGGUCUCGGUCGUGAGCCUGCUGCCCAGGAUGUCAUGCGCAAACCUCCUCAGGACAAGCGUCGCGGUGUUUUCACCAACCAGAUCAUUGUUGACAUGGUCAUCUAUGGCAUCAUGAUGGGUGCCUGCACCAUGUGCACUUUUGUCAUCAUCAUUUACGGCCGUUAUAAUGGCGACCUUGGUGCAAACUGCAACACGGCGUAUUCUGACGAGUGCCAGCCUGUGUUUAGAGCCCGUGCUGCCACCUUUGCGGAGCUUACCUGGUUGAUUCUUAUCUCUGCUUGGGAGUUUAAGAGCCUCCGCCGUUCCAUGUUUCGCCUCAACCCCGAUGAUGACAGCAAGUUUCCCUUCUUCAAGGACGUUUACAGCAACCGCUUCUUAUUCUGGUCCGUCAUCUGUGGUGCUCUAUCGGUCAUCCCCGUUGUGUACAUUCCGGAGUUGAACACCAAGUUCUUCAAGCACGCGCCCAUUUCCUGGGAGUGGGCACUGUCGGUCGGGUUCACGAUUGUUUUCGUCGCUGGUAUUGAGGGCUGGAAGUUUGCCAAGCGCCAGUUCGGUCUGCUCCAGGAUCGUGCCGUUCAGCGUGGUGCCUGGGGCCAGGGAGGGCCUGAUGAGUCAGGAGUCAAAUUUCGCAAGACCAUGUCCAUGUCGAGCUUCAAGACGUGGGCGUCAUUCUCGCGCAAAGAAACGGGUGAGACAUUGUCCAAGAGCAACACUCAGAUGUCUGGCGCCAAAAAUUCUAGCAUGGCUUAA